UAGUUUGCAGCCCCUAAACCAAAUCCGCUCCCGCUCAGUUUGCCUUUUUCGAAUUGGAAACUCCCCUACCAGGCUGCAGCCCUACUCUCAGGAUUUCGAUGAGGCAAUGAAUGAAUGAUCCCAAUCUGACCCCAUCAAAACAGAAAGAAAUGCCUCUCCAGACUCUCGAUCCAGAUCCGCUGGAGGGCUAUACGGGUCUCUCGCUCUUUGCUCGAACCUUCGCUUCCCUUCCAAACCCUCCUCGACCUUACGACCCCGACGAUCUUCAACACUCCCACCAUUUCCUCAAAUCCAUGCCAUUACAAAGUCCUAAUAAGCUUCUAGAGCAAGCCAAAGCUAUUGUAGAUGAUAGUUCAGAACUCGUGAACUUGGAUACGUCAAGCUCUGAUGCUAACGUUAAGGACAAUCUUCGAGAACGACGACCGGCUUUGGGCCGUAAACGAGCUCGUUUUUCUUUGAAACCUAGCUCAAGUCAGCCUACUGUGAGUUUAGAACUGAGUUUAGACAUCGAUAAAUUGAAAGAUCCGGAAGAAUUUUUUAUGGCUUUUGAAAGGGCUGAAAAUGCCGAAAGAGAAAUACAGAAACAGACAGAUGGCGUUCUGAUGGAUUUGGAUCAAAAUAUUCAGUCCAUGGCUGCACGGCCUCGUCGCCCCGGAAUAUUGCGGAGAUCAGUUAAGUACAAACAUCGCUAUUCUACUGCUAUGUCCCCUAUAGAAAACUUUGAAGAGGAAAUUAUCAGUCCACUUGGCUGCUUGCAACAAGAAGAAUCUGACCCAAAUGUUGAAUUACAAGAGAAAGAGUUGGCUGGCUUAGUGACCAACGCUGAGAAGAAGGUUAAUGAACUUCUGGAUCAUUUGCUUACCAGUAAUUAUGAUAAGGAUGAGGCAGUCAGUCUUUUACAGGAGCGCUUGCAGAUCAAACCUAUUAAUCUGGAGAAAAUAUGCCUUCCUGACUUGCAAGAUAUUCGGAGGAUUGAUUUGAAGGCUUCUAGAGAAAGCCUGGCCAAACCUCGAAAUUCAAUAUCUGACAUACAAAGUAUGAUGAAAGGGAUCAGUAAAAGAACACCAAAACGACAGGCCGAAAGUUCAGUUCAUCAUUUAGCUUCUUGCGCUCCACCAAGAAGUCCAUUGGCUUCGAUAUCAUUGCUGAAGAAACAGAUGCUGCAGUCAGAUGUACUAAGUGAUCCGUUUUCAACUGAUGAUAUUGACCGAUCGCCAGUGAGAAAUGCAUCUCCUAUUGGAAGUAUUAGUAAACAAUCUGAUCAGGUUGAUACACAAAAGGAACUAAGCGUGUCUCACAACAACAAUAGUAGAACACUGCAACAACAGGCUGAAAGUUCAGCUCAUCAUUUAGCUUCUCCUACUCCUCCAAGAAAUCCACUGGCUUCAAUAUUAUUACAGAAGAAUCAAAUUUCGCAGUCAGAUCCACUAAGUCACCCUUUUGCAACUGAUAAUAUUGACCAAUCACCAGGGAGAAAUGCAUCUCUUGUUCAUGGUAUCAAUAAACAAUCUAGUCAGGUUGAUAUGGAAAAGGAGCUGAACAUGUCUCACAUGUUAAGGUCUCCAAUAUUAGAAGCAAAUCAAACUGAAACUGCUAAUGCAAGUUCUGAGCUCAAUGGAAGAGACUUUGCUGGUCUGUUUGACAAAUUUGUAAAUGAUAAUGCAAGGAGGUUUAAUUCUGGUAGUACUGUUGUCUCAAGCGGAUCUCAGGCUGACUUGGAGAGUAACAGUAUAAUUAUGCCUGAAACUGAUGCAGAUAGUCAUACAAUCAAACUAAAUGAAUUCAGUCUGGAAGAUAUAUCACCGGAAGCAGUUGCUUCUUCUCAGACCCAACUUAAUGUGGAAGGCCCAACCAUUGAUAAUUCACAUAUCAUUCAGAGAGAGCCAGAUGAAUCUAAUCCUGCUAUGGUUGAGGGCUGCACAAUGGAUGGAUCUCUGAAAACAGCAGAAAGUGGUCAAGAGCUGCAUGAGCAACACAACAAGGGCAAAACAAAACCAUAUCCACGCAAUGAAUGUAAGAGGAAAGCACUUUCUCGGAGACAAAGCCUUGCAGGUUCUGGUACAACAUACAAUGCCGAAGGGAGGAGACGGAGCACUAGGAUCAAGUCAAGACCUUUGGAAUUCUGGAAAGGUGAAAGAUUCUUAUAUGGACGCAUACAUUCAAGUUUGGCAACUGUAAUUGGGAUAAAGUACGAGUCUCCAGCGAAGCCUGAUAGUAGAAACCCCACUCUCAAAGUAAAGUCUUUUGUAAGUGAUGAGUACAAAGAUCUGGUUGAACGGGCUGCCAGGUUUUGAGAUGGUUGUGAUUGUUGUUUAUGGAGUGGGCACAAUGUGCAGUGAGUGGAGCAUCCUUUGAUGAUCUGAGCAAUUGUUGCUUUUCUGGAUUUAUGCAUGUUAUGCAUUCAAUGUGUAGUAGGGAUAGGGAUAAUCUUAUUCCAUGAGAAUUUUAUGAUCAUGGAGAGCUGAAGCUUGACAUUUAUGUGACUUAAUAAUGACUACAUUUCCUAUUUUUGUUUUGAAUUUUUCUUUGUAGCAUUGAGGUGGUCAAUUGGGGCUUUGCUUCGUAUGGAAGAGAGAUCCAAUUCUGACUUUAUUUUCGCAUCGCUACUUCUUUCUUUGAUUCUUUCCUCAGAAACAGGUGAAUUUAAAUGGAACAAUGUAGUGUA
Messenger RNA from Theobroma umbraticum, 2665 nucleotides. Lineage: Eukaryota; Viridiplantae; Streptophyta; Magnoliopsida; Malvales; Malvaceae. The record is from RefSeq and is a predicted model, not a curated record.